Molecule: messenger RNA, 3504 nt
Organism: Nomia melanderi (Alkali bee)
Lineage: Eukaryota; Metazoa; Arthropoda; Insecta; Hymenoptera; Halictidae
Gene: CalpC
Product: calpain C
Biological process (GO): proteolysis
Cellular component (GO): cytoplasm
Molecular function (GO): calcium-dependent cysteine-type endopeptidase activity
Source: RefSeq, a predicted model, not a curated record
GGCCAGAGAAAGAGGAGGAAGGCCAGCAAGGAUGGUGGUGAUCGGGGCUUGGAUCCGCGACUGGCAGUUCACGGCUGGUAGUCAGCGGGCAGUGUCAGUUAGUCAUUCAGCCAGCCGGUUGUCUGCUCCGAUGGCAGAGCUGUUGAUCGCGCCUUCGAUCACAUCGUCAUGAUCCUGCCGCGCGUCCCGACACGCACCAGUCUCGACCGUGUUCUCGUCGUUUGACUUUGUUUUCUUCCUCGGGCCCGUCGAUUUUCCAUAUAAUUCAUUGUCCCAUGGACUGGUCCGGGAGACGGGGUUGAUCGUCGAAAGCGCGAGUGUCGGUUAAAAAAGAGAGCGAGCGUUUCAAAAGUGUGUGCGGAUGCGAAGGGGAACGAUCCUUUCCACCGGAGAAGUGACAAAGUGAGAGGAACCGCAGCGCGACCUUGGGGAGGAUCUCGAGGAGGACCUCCGCGAAGAGGUGUCUCUGACUGGAAUAAAGCGACGUAAAGGCGACCACGGAUGGUUAAUGAUAUAGUCGAAAAGUAGAAACAUUUGUCACCCGUUGAAGAGUUCCGUCACAACAUGGUCACUGUUCCUAGCGACAGGUGUGACGUAAUGAGCGAGUACGAACGUAUCAAGCGUUCGUGCUUGAAACGAGGUGAACUGUGGGAGGAUCCCGAAUUUCCAGCCACUCAGACGUCGGUCUUCUAUCAUCAAACCCCGCCAUUUCAGUUUCAAUGGAAACGACCAAAGGAAUUAUGCAAUCGACCGAUUUUCGUGAGCGAUACACCGGCACAGUUCGACGUGAUACCCGGCAAAAUGGGCGACAAAUGGCUGGUGUCCUGCCUGGGCGUUCUCCACCUGAGCAAAGGACUCUUCUACCGGGUGGUACCAGCGGACCAAGGUUUCGGGAGCACCGGUGAGCCCUCGGGAUCGCCGACCGCCGAAUACGCCGGCGUAUUCAGAUUCCGGCUAUGGUGGUGCGGCGCGUGGGUCGAGGUUCUCGUCGACGACAGGCUGCCAGCGAUUCACGGGCGGCUGGCUUUCGUGCAAAGCCGUCACAGUGAUCAAUUCUGGCCAGCUCUUCUGGAGAAAGCGUACGCCAAGCUCCACGGCUCGUACGAGGCGCUCAAGUAUGGCACCCUCUUGGACGGGCUGUCUGAUCUCACGGGGGGAAUCACGGAGAGCAUCGCGAUACGCCAGGACCCGACCGCCUGCGGGAGGGCACUCGCGAAACUUCUCGAUAUGACGUCCCUAAUCACCUGUACAGUAAAUAACAAUCAGCAGCAGAUUCGCGCCAGCACGGAAAAACUCGCCAAUGGCAUCCAAAUGGGCAUCAAUUACAGACUCUACGCUAUUGUAAGGGUGGAGACAUUCAGUGGCGAGGCAGUCCCGUUAGUAAAAUUAAGAAAUCCUCUUGGUCCUGGUGGGGAGUACGUCGGUGCUUGGGCAAGAGGUGGCCUCGAAUGGGAUGAAAUACCGCCGAUGGAAAGGGAACGUUUAGCGGUCAGAAACAUGGCCGAGGGGGAAUUCUGGAUUUCUUACUCAGACUUCGUGAGAACGUUCACUCACCUGGAAGUCGUGCAUCUCGACGCCGAAACGUCGAGGGACGAGCCGUCGUUGCAUAGCAAGCACACUUGGCAAAUGAAACUCUAUCAAGGCAGCUGGAGGAGAGGCGUUACCGCGGGAGGAUGUCGAAACAAUCAAGAAACUUUCCACAUCAACCCGCAGUUGCACCUGAUUCUUAGCGAGAUGGAGGAAGUGAUUGUUUCGUUGAACCAACAUUCCAUCAUGGAACCAAAAGUCAUAGGCUUUACAGCAUACACAUUGCCGAAGAACAACACGGAGUCCAUAAACAGAAAAUUUUUCAAGAAAAAUAAGUCAUUGGUGAACUCGCAGUACACGAACAGCCGGCAAGUGAGCCACAGGUGUCAAUUAGAACAAGGCGGUUAUUUGUUAGUGCCGACCACCUUCGAGCCCACGCAGGAAACAAGUUUCACAUUGCGAGUGUACAGUAGUAAGCCCUUGGAACUCAAACUUUUGGAUACACCGCCGUCCUUGAUGAAGUCGGCCAUCGUGAAAGCACCACCCCUUGAAGGCAAGGGUUUCUCGCAGUAUGAAGCAGUUUUCCUGCAACUCGCCGAUGAACACAGAACAGUGAACGCUUUUGAACUACAAGAGCUUCUCGAGGCUUGUUUACCGAACGACUACAUCAAAAGCUGCGCUUGCAUGGAAGUUUGUCGACAAGUGGUCCUCACAAUGGACAGCUCUGGUAGCGGUCGGUUAAAGUUCAACGAUUUCAAGGAUCUCAUGUGCAGUUUGAAGUACUGGCAAGCUGCAUUCAAGAAACACACUAAAGAGAAGACUGGUAUCCUUAAGGCUGAACGUUUACGCGACGCCUUGCUGGAAGUUGGAUUUCAAUUGAACACGGACGUGCUAUCAAUUUUAAUUCUACGAUACAUGAGAAAGGAUGGGACGCUCAGAUUCGGUGAUUUCGUCUCAGCGAUAUUGCACUUGAGUGACGCGUUCGGAAUAUUCGAGAGUAAAGAUCCCUUGCAGAAUGGAACUAUAAAAUUAAGCCUAGCAGAGUGGCUGAGAUCGUCCUUGAUGUGUUAAAUCAAUCGACCGACGCGAUGUUAAUGUACCUUGAAACAAAUAUCUGUAAAUAAUGUUUUUUAUGUCGUAUGUAGAUUUAAGUUAUAGCCAUAUUAACGGUUAAUGAUCGAGCCCAUCGUUUUAUUGCUGUUUGUAAAAUAAUGUCAUUUUUACUUUCAUUAGCGAUCAUCAUUCCAUCAUCCGAUAAAACAUUCUAAAAUAACUAUGUAUAAUAUGUUGUUUGUAUAAGAAAUUCGUACUGGAUAAUAAAUUUAUCGUUAUUUUGUACAGCCCCCUUAUCCGAGACCCGCAUAAGUAGUUAUAUCUAAUUAAUGUCUAAUAAAGAAAUAGAUUUUAAAGUGUAAUUUAUUAAUAAAUAUGCAAAUUCAUGUAUGUGUAUAUAUACAUAUAUAUACAUAUAUAUAUUAAUUCACAAAGAAUUACAUAAGAAUUUAUUUAAUUUCUUUCAACUUCGCCGAAGUUGAAUGAAAUCCUUAUUAUUUAUUAUUUUAUUAGCGUUAUACAGUUUUAUACAUAUACAAAUAUAUUUAAUCUGCAAUUGACUUAUUAAAUAGACAAAUCGAGGCGUGCAUGAAACAGAAUUGUGAGCAUUACACCUAAAAACAGGAAAUAAAAUUUAUUCCCAAACAAUAAUAAUUAUGGAAAUUUUUGUUAUCCCUUUGCAAAUUAAAUAUAUUUAACGUGAAAGUGUGAAUUCACGUAAACCAUCGCGAAAAAGCACGUGCACCAAGCAAUGACGGGCAAGAAUAGAUUCACGUAAAAUCUCAUGCGCAUGGGUGUGUGAAAGCGUUCACUUGACCAUUGAAUAGUCGAUAUUUUUAAACUUAAUGAAUACUAUUGCUAAUGUGGUUACGAAAACGCACACGAACUAUUCAUUUUACAGUUCUUGCAAGGUGAUGAAAAACA